Messenger RNA from Mucor velutinosus, 3126 nucleotides. RefSeq lists its product as uncharacterized. The transcript has 3 exons. The record is from RefSeq and is a predicted model, not a curated record. The coding region runs from base 1 to 3126 and encodes 1041 amino acids. NCBI's taxonomy places the organism in Eukaryota, Fungi, Mucoromycota, Mucoromycetes, Mucorales, Mucoraceae. Gene Ontology annotation, cellular component: vacuole. Gene Ontology annotation, biological process: carbohydrate metabolic process. Gene Ontology annotation, molecular function: beta-galactosidase activity.
AUGCCUGAUAUGGCCCCCUUAUUCUCUUUGUUUGCAAUCAUUCCUGUGAUGCUUGGUGGGUUCUACUUUUAUGCUCAUCAACGCACCUUUGGACAUUUGGACAUCUCUACAUCUUCAGUUGCAUAUAACCGCACUCGCUAUCAUGACCUGCUUGACUGGACAAAGUACGCGCUUACUAUCGAAGGCGAACCUACGCAAAUUCACUCGGGCGAGUUCCACUACUGGCGUGUGCCUGACAAGGAACGUUGGUCUUCUAUUUUGAAGCAAUACCGUGCAGCAGGCUUCAAUACAAUUCGCAUAUACUUUCAUUGGGGCUAUCACUCACCUGCAGAAGGCGUCUACAACUUUGACGGCAACAGAGACAUUGAAUACCUCUUGAACCUGUGCGAAGAACUCAACUUGUUUGUAUUAGCUGCACCAGGACCUUACAUUUGUGCCGAAACGCAAGCUGGUGGAUAUCCUGGAUGGCUAGUUGCUAAGCGUGAUCUCAAUAUACGUCAUAACUAUAUUAUGCUUUGGCGCGUGUACGACCAAAAGUUUGCAGACUACGAAAUUCAAUGGUUGAACCAAAUUUUGCCCAUCAUUGCAAGACACCAAAUCACAGAGAACAAGGCGGACAAGAAGGGAUGUGUGUUGGGCUUGCAAAUCGAUAAUGAGCUCUUUGAAACGAUGGCCAAUAUGCUGCCUGUUGGUUUGCAUGAUCAAAUGCGAGUGUUGGCAAAGGCUGCAAGAGAUGCUGGUAUCACUGUUCCCUUGUUUUCAAACGACGGCUUUGAAGAGGGUGGAUGGGUGCCUCGUCCUGAACUGGAUGGCCAAAAGAAGAAGAAGUUUUGGAGCAGAGAUAAAUUUGGAUUGGAUCUGUAUGGAUUUGACAAAUAUGUCAUUUUUGCACCUUCUAGUUCGCCCAAGUCUUGGCUGAUUGACAGUGGUGUUUCCGUUGCUUCCUGGGACGAUUGGAAUCCAAAGAACAUGGAACACUCAAUGGACAAGCUGGAGAAGACAGUGCGCAAAUUUGGAGGAGGCGCAAAGGAAUCACCCAUGUUUAUCCCUGAACUGCAAGGUGGCUGGUUCAACCAUUAUCAGCUUCAACACACGUACGAUCACAUUUACGACUAUUAUGGAGAUGAAUACACAAAGCUGUUGGUGGAAACCUCCUUAGCACAAGGUGUUACCAUGGCGAGUGUCUAUAUGAUCUAUGGUGGUACCAACUGGGGCACAUUGGGCGAUCCAGAUGUCUAUACUUCCUAUGAUUACUCUGCUUGUAUACGUGAAUUUGGUAUGCUCUCCUCCAGAGGCAGAAACUUGCGCAAAACCAUCCUCCUCACUCGCUCUUUCGAUCCCUACUUUACAAAGACAGAGCGUGUCGAGAAACCCAACAUCAAGACAUCCAUUCCUCAUACCCUGAAUCUCCAGCGCUCCUCUGUUGGCAGUGACCAAGAUGUCGUGUUUACCUUUUUCAGAAACUUUGAUCGUCAAAAGCGCGAAACGUUUGAUGUCACUGUGGAGGAGGCAGCUGGUAUCUUUUCUAUGGGAUGCUACUUGCCUUACAAGACUUCGUUUAUCGCUGUUGGCAACUAUACUGCACAAAACGACUUGCACUUGAUCCUGUCUACGAUCCCUAUUUUGACUCGUAUUGUGGACAAGGAGACCAAGCAGGAGAUUUGGAUUGUAGAGCCCAACAUUGUGGGUGCCAUGGCCUUUACCAACAAGGAGGUCAAGGUCACUGGUAACAUGCAAGACGAUGCUUUGCGCACAGAGGGCCCAGCAGUGAUUCUCACAUUCGAAAAGGACCAUGGAUGGACAAAGAUUGAAACCUCAACAGGCAGUUUAUACAUUGUUGGUCUGACCAGAAAGGAUGCUGGUACUCUGUUUGCUGAAUUUGAGGAGCCUUAUUGGAAUCAGGGCGUCAAGAAGUAUCCUGCUUUUGCCGCUUGGGGUGCUGACAACUUUUACUAUGACAAGAAGACUCAAAAGUUGGAUGUCAAUCACAGACGCUCUGAAACUGCUGCUCACAUUGUGUCCUUUGGUGACGUUGCUGAUUCGCAUGCAACAAUGGCUACUGAUGAAUAUGAUAUUCCUAUGAUCAAGUAUGUUGAAUUCCACAACAAGCCUGUCAAGCCUGUCUCCAUUGAACCCACUCACUGGGAACAGCGUUCUGUCGAUUUCCAAAACUUGCCCUGGGAGAAUUUGAAGAGCUUCAAGCAGAAUACAAGUGCUACAUUCAAUGCCAUUGAUUACCAUUACACUAGUGGCCAUGUGUUGUAUCGUGCCGUGUUCAAGACCCCUGACAGCGAGCGCCCUCAUGUGAGCUUGUCAUUGAAUGCUCGUAACCGUGCCACUGUUUUGGUCAAUGGCCAUGUUGUUGGUGGACAUACUACCUAUUCUCGUCAGCUGUUCAUGCCAGGCGCCAAGAUUGGUCCAGAUCCAUUCUUCUUGGGCAAGCACAAGUAUGAUUUGACUCCUUACCUCUCUCAUUCCGAUUCCCUCGAGAACCAAGUCGUGGUGCUUGUUGAGAGCUUUGGUCUGAAUCGCCAAGCAUUCAUCAUGAACGAUAUCCGCAAUCCUCGUGGCAUUGUCACUACUGAUAUCUCUGGCCUCAAGGAGAAACCUGAAUGGGAGAUUACUGGCGUCGAUGUGCGCACCUUGUCCAACCCCUAUAGUUCGACUGGUUUCCCUGAUGAGAAUGCUGGAGGCUACAAGAAAUACAAGCAAAUUGACAUGACCGACAAGGAAAGCGCCAGUAUCCCUAUUUCUGUGAAUCAAGGCGUUCAGUGGUUCCGCUUCCGUUUUGACAACGAGCUCAAGAAGUCCAUCGCCUCGUACAAUGUGCCUCUGCGUCUUCAUUUGGACGGUGAAUGGACUGCCAUGGUCUUUGUCAAUGGUGUCUUUAUCGCUCGAUAUUACGGUAAUGGAGACGGGCCUCAGCACGAUUUCUAUCUUCCCGAUGACUUGAUCCAAGCCAAGAACAAUGAAGUCAAGAUUCUCGCUUACACUUGGAAGGACACAACAGGCAAACUUUCCAUUGCAGGCUGGCCAGUCCUUGCUGACAGUGGCAACUUGAUUACCCAUCAAACAGACGAAAAGCCAGCUGAAUAUCUCAUUUUCAAGGAUCACGUCAGAUUGUAG